AUGCUGUCUACGGUCCAGGAGAUCAUAGGCCUCAGGGCGGCCCAACUCUAUAUCGUUAUCUUCGUUUUUAUUACCGUUUGCUAUUCUGUUAGCUGCCUAUUCUCAUAUUUCCGUCCUCACCUGCGUCAACUCCCCGGCCCCUUCCUGGCCCGCUUCACACGCCUGUACAAGGUGUAUAUAAGCCUGAAGGGAGACUCGCAUAUCGAAUACCAGAAGCUCCACGACAAGUAUGGACCUAUCAUCCGGACUGGACCCAAUGCUGUCUCCAUCGGAGAUGCGGCGAUGAUUCCUGAAGUCUACCUUCAAGGGAGUUUGUAUCAGAAGUCGAGUUAUAUUACUGGCUUCACGUUCACAAUCGACGGGCAGUCGAUGGAGAAUAUAUUCACAAGCCGUGAUGCCGCCCAACACAAGAUCAUGAGGUCGUCAGUCGCGGCCAAGUACUCGUUGUCAUCCAUGCUUCAGCUGGAGCCGCUGUUUGAUAAAUGUAUCCCCCUCUUCGUUGCCCACAUGGACAAACGCGCAGGGACCGCAAUUGACUUUGGAGAAUGGUUGAGCUGGUUUUCGUUCGACUUGACUGGUCUCCUCUCAUUCCAAGAGAUGUUCGGUUUCAUGGACCAAGCUCGGGAUAUCAACGGCGCGAUCGGGGCGGGAUGGGCUACCAUGACCUAUGGAGCUAUAGUUGGACAGUUCCCUGCAGCCCAUAAAUAUCUAUUCGGCAAUCCAACCCUCGUCGGAAUUCUCGAUAGGAUCUGGGAGAAGAACCCGAUCAACAUGAUUCAACAGACUGCGUAUGCUGCAAUGAAGAAGUACGACCUUGAAAAGCCGACGAACAUGCGCGGCGACCUCCUUGAGUACCUGCGUCAGAAGCAACUCAAGGACAGCACGAUCAUGGACGAGAGGGAAAUUAUGAACAAUAUUCUAAUCUUCUUUAUUGGAGCCGUUGAUACCAAUUCCACUGCCCUCCGCGCCAUCUUCUACUACCUUGUCAAGACUCCACGCACAUACGUAACGCUCGUACAGGAGCUUCAGGAUGCGGAUGCGAAGGGUCUCCUAUCGGACGUUCUGUCAUUUCAAGAGGGGCAGAAGCUCCCUUACCUACAAGCCUGUAUCAAAGAAGCGAUGCGGAUGCACCCUACUGUCGGCAGCCCAUUUGAUCGCGUCGUGCCCAAGGGCGGCGCCGUUCUCAACGGCCAGUUCAUUCCCGAAGGCACGGAUAUUGGAAUUACGGGUUGGGUCACACAGCGCGAUAAGGCCGUGUUUGGAGCGGAUGCCGACUUCUUUCGCCCGGAGCGAUGGAUUGAGGUCGAUGAGAUGCAGGUGAGGAGGAUGGAUAAGAAUAUGCUUGCCUUUGGGUUGGGGAAUAGAAGUUGCAUAGGUAAACAUGUUGCAAUGAUGGUUCUCACGAAGACAGUCGGGCAGAUUGUGCGGAAUUUUGAUAUGGAGUGGGCGUCGGAGAAAGAGGAGUGGGAUACCACGUGCAGGAUGCAGGUCCGGCAGACGGGGGUGGUUAUGCGGUUGACGAGGAGGGGGUAG
This is a messenger RNA of Pseudogymnoascus verrucosus, 1533 nucleotides long. RefSeq lists its product as uncharacterized. Bases 1 to 1533 code for a protein of 510 amino acids. The transcript is spliced from 8 exons. Gene Ontology annotation, molecular function: oxidoreductase activity, acting on paired donors, with incorporation or reduction of molecular oxygen; heme binding; monooxygenase activity. The record is from RefSeq and is a predicted model, not a curated record. Lineage: Eukaryota; Fungi; Ascomycota; Leotiomycetes; Thelebolales; Thelebolaceae.